Scleropages formosus (Asian bonytongue) is the source of this 4152-nucleotide messenger RNA. RefSeq lists its product as uncharacterized. The record is from RefSeq and is a predicted model, not a curated record. The transcript has 2 exons. The coding region runs from base 1114 to 2517 and encodes 467 amino acids. NCBI's taxonomy places the organism in Eukaryota, Metazoa, Chordata, Actinopteri, Osteoglossiformes, Osteoglossidae.
AGGAACUUGAAAAGAGGUGUGCUGUUACAAUGAGUUAUUAGUUAAUUGAUUAUAGUUCUUUUUGGGCUUGAAGUUUGAGCAAGUGUUGAACAUAAGUUGUUUUUCAGUUCUUAAUAGUCGAAGUGUGAGUUGGUGCCAUCUACUGGUGGAUUCUUGUAUAUUUCACGUAAUACUGAGACUUUUACGCUUCCUCUCUGAAAGGAAGCAGGAAGUAGGAAGUAGUUCUGUUACUAUCGUCAAUGCACAUGGUGAACUCUUCUCCUAAUCUCUUUGAAUUGUUUCCAUCCUCAGCCCUGCAACAGCAUCGCCUUUUCACCCUUGCCUAAAACCAUUAAACCUGUGGACAAAAGAAACACUUGUCUUCAGAGUCGUGUGAAGGCUAGGAGUCUAGCUGACUGUCAAACCACUAACGCAGCGUAGAGGACAGUACAGUGAAAAGGCAGCUGCAAGGUAAGAGGAGCUCAGAGUGACACAAAGUACGUUUGUUGAAGACACUGGAGUCUGCACCGUCACUGAAAACUAGAUCAUGUGCAUCUUGCUCAUCCAAGCAGUCAAGUGGUUUAUCUACACACACAGCAGCUGCUGUCGCCAGAGCAGAAGCAGCCAAGGCACGCUUAGCGUAUGUAGUUCAAGAAAUGAGAAUAAAGCUGGAAAAAGCCGAACUGGAGGCGAAACUGGACAGAAUGGCAUUAGAAAAGAGAAACUGUCGCAGCAGUAGCCGAAGCUGAAGUACUAGAGGCAGCUCUUGACAUGAGUGAGCAACGCAGCCAUGAGCUUCACCUGGAAGCAACCCCUCUCGCUCCUAUGAGGCGGACAAGAGAGUACGUUGACCACUCUAAUGCUUACGACAUCACACGAUCAGCACCAGACAUAGAUCCAUCUACUUUAGAUGAGACUAUACAGCUUCACACAGAGCUACAAGCAUCGAGCCCUGUUCCUGCUUCACGUCUCAAAACAGAGAAUGGUCCAGACGAUGCUGAUCUUCACACUAAUAGAUCAUCCCAACCACCACAGUUCACUUCCGAUGUGCCUCAGCCCGCAAGUAAUGAGCAAAAGGACCACUGUAAACAUUAGACACGAUUUAAGCAAUGUAGCCCUCCUCCUCCUUUUCCAAUGCCCCGAUCUCAGUUUCUCCAGUACGAUAAUUCUAACAUUACAGACUUCGUCAGAUACCUUGCCUGCCGUGAGAUAGUCAACACUGGCCUGAUCCAGUUCAAUGACCAACCAGAAAGCUACAGAGCCUGGCAACGCUCUUUUUGCAAUGCAGCCAGCAGCUUGAACUUGACACCUAGUGAAGAAAUGGAUCUGCAAGUCAAAUGGCUGGGGAAGGAGUCAACCGAACAUGCUAAAUGCAUGAGGUCAGUACAUAUUAACCAACCUCAUAAGGGUCUCAAAAUGAUAUGGGACAGACUGGAAGAGUGUUAUAGUGCUCCAGAAGUAAUAGAAAGUGCACUGUUUAGACGUGUCAAUAGUUUUCCUAAAAUUUCGAGCAGGGAUUACUCUAAGCUCCAUGAAUUGGGAGACCUCCUUAUGGAAGUGGAGUCAGCUAAAGCAGAUGGGGACCUUCCAGGGCUGUCAUACCUUGAUACAGCCUGGGGCAUCAACCCUAUAGUCCAAAAAGUACCAUUCAAUUUACAAGAGGAGUGGCUAUCAUAUGGUUCCAGCUAUAAAGAGACAUAUCGUGUCCCUUUCCCCCCUUUUUCAGCUUUAGUUGGCUUCAUCUGUCAGCAAGCUAGAAUAAGAAAUGACCCAGGACAAGGAGAGCCACCUCCUAAAGCAGACAAAGGCAUUUGGAAAACAAGUAGACAGAAAGAAAUCUCAGUUUACAAGACUGACUUGUCUCCUGCUCCCAGCAGCAAAGAAAGACAAGAAAAGAAAACUGAAGAUGCUCAAAGACUAUGUCCUAUUCACAAGAGGCCCCACUUGCUCCGAAAAUGCCGUGCCUUGAAGGAAAAGGGCAUCUGUUUCAAAUGCUGCUUAGGCACAUCACACACAGCUAAGAUCUGUAAAUAUAAUGUCACAUGCUCAGAGCAUGGAAGUGAGAAACAUAUUUCUGCACUACAUCCAGGCCCACCACCAAAAGCUCAGGAACCUAACCCUUCACCAAAGUAUGGUGGGGAGGAAGACCCCAUGCUAACAUCAGAAGUGGCAGCUCAUUACACUGAAGUUUGUGGAGGUGAUCUUAGCAGCAGAUCUUGCUCAAAGAUCUGUUCAGUUAACAUCUUUCCCAAUGGCCAUCGUGACAAAGCACUCAAGGUCUAUGUGGUCCCUGACGAGCAAAGCAACAAGUCAUUAGCUCGCUCUGAGUUUUUUGACACAUUCAAGGAAAAAGGCCGAGUUUCUUCAUAUACCCUCAAAACCUGUUCUGGAGUAACAGAGAUACUUGGAAGAAAAGCUUUUGGCUACCAAAUUGAGUCAAUAGAUGGGAAAGUGAGAAUCCCCUUACCAAGUCUACUAGAGUGCAACAACAUCCUUAACAACAGAGCAGAAAUUCCCACACCUACUGCUGCUCGCUAGUACUGUCAGCUCAGACCUUCAGCAGACUUCAUCCCGGAGUUAGUGCCAGAGACACCCAUCGUGAUUCUUCUGGGUCGUGACAUUAUCCGAGUGUAUAAGAUCCGCAAGCAGGUGAAUGGUCCUCAUGACGCCCCUUAUGCCCAAAAGAUUGACCUAGGAUGAGUGAUAGUCGGCGAUAUCUGUUUGAACAGCAUUUACAAGUCCACGACAGUGAGUAUGUUCUGCACCAACGUCCUAGAACAGCGACGGCCUUCCGUCUUUCAACCCUAUCCUUAUGUCUUUCAUGUUAAAGAAAAACCUAGACUCUGUCAGUACAGUACGCUUCUCCAAAUUUUUCAGUUGGAAAUCACUGACGCAGGCCAUUGCAUGCCUUGUCCAUAUAUCUCGUCAGCUUUCCAAAACCCAAACAACACCAGCACCAGGUUGCAGAGGUUGGCAUUACUGCUCCCUAGCAUUAUCAGUUGAAGAGCUUUUCCAUGCUGAAAAGAUCAUCAUUCAAGCUGUUCAAAGACAAGAAUAUGCCCAAGAAUUCCUGUGUCUGAAGAGAAUAGAGAAGCUCCCUAAAACCAGCCCUCUUAAGGGCUUAGACCCCUUCGUAGAUGAAGAUACCCUUCUGAGUGUUGGUGGUCGCCUUCCCGAAGCAGACCACCAAUUAAGUGGAAAAAAAAAAAAAACCACUUCUUAUUCCUGGUAAACACCACAUUGCAACCAUAUUAGUCAGAUACAAUCAUGAGAAAAUACAGCACCAGGGACGACUAUUCACUGCCAUACGUGCUGCUGGCUUUUGGAAAGUUGGUGGCAAAAGGUGUGUCUGUAAGGUCAUUCACGAGUGUGUCACAUGCCGUAAACUUUGUGGGAAGCUACAAACCCAAAAGAUGGCUGACCUCCCACCAGAUCAUGUCUCCACUGACCCCCUAUUCACGAAUGUCGGCUUAGACGUUUUCGGCCCAUGGACAGUGUUAGCACAAUGUACUAGAGGCAGCCACGCACAUAGUAAGAGGUGGGCUUUGAUGUUUACCUGCAUGAGUGCGAAAGCUGUGCACAUUGAGCUUAUUGAGUCCUUAGACACGUCCAGCUUCAUUAAUGCUCUCGGACGUUUCCUGACCAUCAGAUCCCCUGUAAAGCUCAUCUGUUCGGACUGAGGGACGAAUUUUGUCAGCACUUGUAAAGAGCUCAACAUUCCGUCCAACACUGACAAUAAUUCUGUCAAGAAAUUCCUCUCAGACCAAAGGUGCAUCUGGCAGUUUAACCCUCCCCAUGCCUCUCACAUGGGUGGUUCAUGGAAAAGGAUGAUUGGCAUUGCUAGAAGGAUCCUAUACACAAUGUUUAGACAGGUUGGACCUUCAGAGCUGACACAUGAGGCACUCUCCACUCUGAUGGCAGAGGUAGCUGCAAUAAUUGAUGCUCGACCUCUUAUCCCUGUGUCCACUGACCCAGAUGACCCAUUCAUACUUACACCCAACACCCUUCUCACAGAGAAAGUGACAACUCCUACAGCUCCAGUUGAGGAUUGGAUCAGAAACCUCCACAAACAACAGUGGCGUCAGGUUCAACACCUAGCCCAAAUCUUCUGGGACAAAUGGAAAAAACAAUACUUGACCCUUUUACAGCCUAGGAGGAAGUGGCCAUCCUCUG